Molecule: messenger RNA, 888 nt
Organism: Arabidopsis lyrata subsp. lyrata
Lineage: Eukaryota; Viridiplantae; Streptophyta; Magnoliopsida; Brassicales; Brassicaceae
Product: nuclear transcription factor Y subunit A-6
Exons: 3
Coding region: 1-585 (194 amino acids)
Biological process (GO): regulation of transcription by RNA polymerase II
Cellular component (GO): CCAAT-binding factor complex
Molecular function (GO): RNA polymerase II cis-regulatory region sequence-specific DNA binding; DNA-binding transcription factor activity, RNA polymerase II-specific
Source: RefSeq, a predicted model, not a curated record
AUGUCUAUAUGCUCUCAGGCGGCUUCUUGGCCUUUACACGGCAAUGUAACACCACAUUUCAAUGGUUUCUUGUCUUUUCCGUAUGCAUCACAACACAUGGUGCAGCAUCCUCAAAUUGGAGGGUUGGUUCCUUGUAGAGUGCCUUUGCCUCACAACAUUCCAGAGAACGAACCAAUUUUCGUCAAUGCAAAACAGUACCAAGCCAUUCUCCGCCGCAGACAGCGCCGUGCAAAGCUUGAAGCUCAGAACAAGCUCAUCAAAGUCCGCAAACCAUACCUUCACGAGUCGCGCCACCUUCAUGCGUUAAAGAGAGCUAGAGGCUCUGGUGGGCGUUUCCUCAACACAAAGAAGCUUCAAGAAUCAAAAUCUUCACAAGCUCCUCCAUUCUUGGAUCCACCGCAUGUCUUCAAGAACUCUCCAGGAAAAUUCCGGCAACGGGACAUUUCAAGGGGUGGGGUCGGGUCUAGUGGCUCGACAACAUCUUGCUCGGACAUAACCGGGAACAACAACGACAUGUUCCAACAAAACCCACAAUUCGGGUUCUCAGGUUAUCCAUCAAACCACCAUGUCUCAGUCCUCAUGUGAGAGGGCUCCGGCAAGUGGUUGAUGAAAUCAUGACGGGAAGUCAUCCUUGGCUAUAUCAUUGAUCCAUUAAGUUUCUGUCUUUUAAAACUGCUUUCGUUCUACAAUCUCUGCUGCAAAAGAAGUUGAAAUCUUUCGACUAUUAUUUUCCAUUAUCUGUUUAUUUUGUUUUAUGUGAUUGUUGCUGAGUUGUUUGAUACUUGAUUUAAGUUUAUUAGCUUCGAUUAAGUGCACCCACAUGGAUUUGUGAUUUAUGUAUGUAAUGUAUAAUUAUUUGUUUGUAGAGCUCACUUUUGUUGCCCUUUA